CCUCAUUGAUACGCCAAGGUCGUGUGUACACUCAGUCGCUUCCCGUCAGAAAACUGUUGCAGAGUGGUCUCGGUCGUCGUGGACUAAAGUGUGUGUCGCCCUUGCUCCCCACGUUGAAUACUUGUGUACAUAUACCGGAUUUUACAUACAUAACCAAACAUGGCUUCCGUCGCACCAGCGCCAACCGUUUUCGCCACGGAGCCCUUCAACCCCGAGCAGGCAGCGGAUGCUAUGAGGAAAGCCAUGAAGGGUCUGGGUACGGACGAAGGAACCAUCAUAAACAUAAUGAUGACCCACGACAACAGACAGAGGCGGGAAAUUGAGAAAACGUUCAAAACCAUGUUUGGAAAGGAUUUAAAAGCAGAGCUGAAGUCGGAACUGAGCGGCAGGUUUGAGGAUGUGACUCUGGCACUGUUGGAAGCCCCCAGGACAUUCGACGCCAAGGAACUCAAAGGGGCAAUAAAGGGAGCCGGUACUGACGAGACAACGCUGAUUGAGAUUCUGUGCUGCCGAACUAACAAGGAGAUCGAGGAAAUCAAGGCGGAGUAUAAACGAUUGUAUCAAAAGGACCUUGAGAAGGACAUCCAAUCAGAUACAAGCGGUCACUUCAAACGCUUUCUGACGUCACAAGUAACAGCCAAUCGAUGUAGCUCUACGGAAGUGAACCCUAGCGACGCCCUUAUCGAUGCCCAGGAACUAGUCAAGGCCGGCGUGAAGAAGUUGGGGACUGACGAGUCUGUAUUUAACCGCAUCUUGAGCCUGAGAAGCUACAACCAGCUGAAGGAGGUGUUCAAGGCUUACCAGAUGGCCUGUGGGGAGGACAUAGAGACCUCCAUCAAGAAGGAGACCAGCGGGCACCUGGAGCAGUCCUACCUCUCUGUCGUGAAGCUGGUUCGGAACACGCCUGCCUUCUACGCUGAGCUGCUGUACAGGAGUAUGAAGGGCGCCGGGACAAAGGACAAACACCUCAUCAGACUUGUGGUGUCCCGCUGCGAGAUCGAUAUGGGAUUGAUAAAGGAAGAAUUUGAGCGUAACUAUGGUAAAACGUUGGCUAGCUUCAUCAAAGGGGACACAAGUGGCGAUUACAAGAAGAUUCUUCUGGGUCUCAUCGGAGAAGCGUGAUGACGUCAUCAUACAGUGUACGUCAUAAAGCACAUGACGUCAUUUCAUCAUACCACGACACAAUUAAUCCCACAAGUUCAACCUCUUGGAUGAGUUUGUAGUCAUUUGUCAUACCUAACGAGCAGUCAUCAUUAGUGAAAGUGAACAGUUUGUGAAAAUGGAACCAUUUGUUUGGAAGUCUUGGAAGUAUAUGCAAUAUUGUUACUAUGGAAUCAUUACUACACGUUACUCGUUGUUAUACAGAAUCGCUUUGUGUAUAUAACAUUUACGUAGCCACGAUUUCGUUGAAGACACAGGUAUUUUCCACUGGUAUUGUGUAUCAUCAUCAAUGCCCAUUGUAUGUUAUCUGUGUUCUAUAAAGAUAAUUAUCAUGGACCUA
Molecule: messenger RNA, 1501 nt
Organism: Haliotis rubra (blacklip abalone)
Lineage: Eukaryota; Metazoa; Mollusca; Gastropoda; Lepetellida; Haliotidae
Product: annexin A11-like
Exons: 9
Coding region: 160-1122 (320 amino acids)
Cellular component (GO): cytoplasm
Molecular function (GO): calcium-dependent phospholipid binding; calcium ion binding
Source: RefSeq, a predicted model, not a curated record